Messenger RNA from Paramecium sonneborni, 1617 nucleotides. NCBI's taxonomy places the organism in Eukaryota, Ciliophora, Oligohymenophorea, Peniculida, Parameciidae. The record is from the annotation of a GenBank genome assembly.
AUGUCUUCUAUAUUAAAUAGAUUUAAGAAAUAAACAACAUCUGAUACUCCAGCUGGGAUUAAAUUAGAAAAUACAUCUUUUGGUUAAUAAGCUGGUACUUAUUAACCUCCAAUAAUCCCUGCAGUUUAAUUACCAUAAUCUAAUUAACCAAGAUAAAAAGGAAGACCUGGUGGAGGUAAGAAUAUAUUUAUUAUAAAAAAGGUUGGGAUGAUGAAACUUAAACUUAGAGUGAGAAAACUAAUAUUUCAAAUAAUAAAGCUACUAACUCAAUUAAUUUGUUAAAUGAUACUCCACCUAAGUAAAAUGAAUAAAAAAUUAAUCAUGAUGUUAUAUUACCUCCUUAAAAUGUUAUAGGAAAUAUUUAAUUGAGCAGGAUUACAGAGUAUAGAUAAGGAUAGCUAUUAACUUUUGAAGAAUUAGAAUAAGGAGAAUUGUAAUUAAUGACAUAAUAUUAAGUAAUCACGAAUUCCAUUUAGUUGAUGAAGCCAUUAAAUUGGGUGGUAUCAAGUUAAAAUAAAGUGAUGCUGUUCUAAAAGAAUUUGCAAGAGCUAUUACAACUAUAUAAGAAUAACUUAUAGGAAGCAUACUCUUAAAUAAAUUGCAUAGUGAAGAUAACUGGAAAGUUCAAAUUGUAAUAUUUCCAUUCAAUUAUUAGAGAUGUAUAUAUGCUAUACAAUAUGUGUGUUAAUAGUAUUAAAACUAUAGAGAAUUCUUCUAUGUCAAUUAAUAAUAUUUGAGAGUUGAAACAGAUUAAUAAUUACUAUCAGGAGCUAUUGAUUAAACUUUAGCUGAAAUUAAUGGUUAAUCAAUUUAAAAACAAAAGGUAAUUAUUUAUAUUUAGUUUAAUAGGAAUUUUUAUUUGAAUUUAGAGAACCACCAAAACCAUAAUAAACUUCUUAGACUUAAUAGCCAAAUUUAAUUGAUAUUUUAGAUGUUCCUUCUAAUGAUUCAUCAUAAUAAAAAUAGCAAUAACAAAAACUUAAUUUAAAGUAACUCAAAAUUAAAUAACCUACUGCUUAAACAUAAUAAUAACCUUAAAUUUAAUAACCUUUAAUAUAAUAAUAACCUUUAAUUUAAUAACAAACAUAAAAUUAAUAUAAAAAUACUCAAUAAAUUAAUUUACUAGAAGCAUUUAGUGAUAUUUCUUUAGAAAAUUACAAUUAAUAAUAAUUAAUCUAAUAACCAUAAUAAUAAUAUUAAUAGUAAUCAUCUUAAUAAAUUAAUUAAUAAUAAUAAUAAAUUUAAAAUGGAAUAAGUUUUGAUGAUUUACUUAAUUAAUAGAUAACUAAUUAGUAGUAAGCUUAACCAAAAAAGAAUGCCUUUGGAUUCUUAAAAAAAAAAGAUUAGUAAUAAUAAUAAUAAUAAUAAUAAUAAUAAUAAUAGUUCUAAAAUAAUUAAUAAUAUUAAUAAACAAUAAAUUUGCUUAAUUCUCCUCAAUAAUUAUAUCAAUAACCUUAAGUUAAUAAUUAGGUUCCAUAACAGCAACCAUAAUAUUGUUAUAAUCAAUCUCAAAAUAAUUAAAAUCAAUAGAUUUAUUUAUAACCGCAAUAAUAAUACACUAAUCAAUAGUAUUCAUAAAAUAAUAAAAAGGAUUUAAUCGAUUUUCUAAAUAUGUGA